CUCGUCUUCAGCUGCCUGGUGCUGUCGGUCUUCUCCACCAUCCAGGAGCACCAGAAAUUGGCCAACCAGUGCCUCUUCAUCCUGGAGUUCGUCAUGAUCGUGGUGUUCGGCAUGGAGUACAUCAUCCGCGUCUGGGCGGCCGGCUGCUGCUGCCGCUACCGAGGCUGGAGGGGACGCUUCCGAUUUGCCAGGAAACCCUUCUGCGUUAUAGAUUUCAUCGUCUUCAUCGCUUCCGUGGCCGUCAUCGCCGCCGGCACCCAGGGCAACAUCUUCGCCACUUCGGCGCUGCGCAGCAUGCGCUUCCUGCAGAUCCUGCGCAUGGUGCGCAUGGACCGUCGCGGCGGCACCUGGAAGCUGCUGGGCUCUGUCGUCUACGCCCACAGCAAGGAGCUCAUCACCGCCUGGUACAUCGGCUUUUUGGUGCUCAUCUUCGCCUCCUUCCUCGUCUACCUGGCUGAGAAGGAUGCCAAUGCCCAAUUCGCCACCUACGCCGACUCCCUAUGGUGGGGCACGGUCACCCUCACCACCAUCGGCUACGGGGACAAGACGCCGCAGACGUGGCUGGGACGGAUGCUGGCGGCCGGCUUCGCCCUGCUCGGCAUCUCCUUCUUCGCGCUGCCUGCCGGGAUCCUGGGCUCCGGCUUCGCCCUCAAAGUGCAGGAGCAGCAUCGGCAGAAGCACUUUGAGAAAAGACGGACUCCGGCAGCAAACCUGAUCCAGGCUGCCUGGCGCCUGUACUCGACGGACGUCAGCCGGGCGUACCUGACGGCCACGUGGUGUUACUACGACAGCCUCCUGCCCUCCUUCAGAGAGCUGGCCCUAAUGUUUGAGCAUUUGCACCGAGUCCGCAACGGAGGAUUUAGGAAUUCAGAGGUUAAAAAAUUGCCUGACGGAGCCCCACCGCCUUAUCACUCCUUCACCCCUGGCCAGAAAAGCAUCAGCCCUGCCGCUUGUUCAGGGGAAAGCAACAAGAUGGGCAUCAAGGACCGUAUCCGCCUGAGCAGCUCGCAGCGGCAGGGCAGCCGGGGCAGGCAGCACCUGGGACCCCCCCUGCACCGCUCCCCCAGCACCGAGGACAUCCCCGAGGCUUCCAGCCCCACCAAGGUGCAGAAGAGCUGGAGUUUUAAUGACCGGACCCGUUUCCGUGCAUCCCUGAGGCUCAAGCCGCGGACCCCAGUUGAGGCCGACUGCCCGCCAGAGGACAGCAGCGAGGAGAAGAGCUCCCACUGUGACCUGACCUUCGAGGACAUCAUGCCAGCAGUGAAGACCCUCAUCCGGGCUGUCAGGAUCCUGAAGUUCCUGGUGGCCAAGAGGAAAUUUAAGGAGACCUUGCGUCCCUACGACGUCAAGGACGUCAUCGAGCAGUACUCGGCCGGCCACCUGGACAUGCUGGGCAGGAUCAAGAGCCUGCAGAUGCGCGUGGACCAGAUCAUGGGCAGGGGGGCCCUCGCUGCAGACAAGAAGAUGCGGGAGAAGGGGGAGAAGCCGGCGCUGGAGACGGAGCUGGUGGAUGAGCUCAGCAUGAUGGGGCGAGUGGUCAAAGUGGAGAGGCAGGUGCAGUCCAUUGAGCAGAAGCUGGACCUGCUGCUCGGUUUCUACUCCCAGUGCCUCCGCAAGGGCUCCAUAAACUCCUUCAGCCUGGCCGCCGUGCAGGUGCCCCCCUGCGAGCCCGACAUCACCUCCGACUACCACAGCCCUGUGGACCACGAGGACAUCUCGGUCUCUGCCCAGACCCUGAACAUCUCCAGGUCGGCCAGCGCCAACAUGGACUGA
Molecule: messenger RNA, 1773 nt
Organism: Haliaeetus leucocephalus (bald eagle)
Lineage: Eukaryota; Metazoa; Chordata; Aves; Accipitriformes; Accipitridae
Gene: KCNQ4
Product: potassium voltage-gated channel, KQT-like subfamily, member 4
Exons: 13
Coding region: 94-1773 (559 amino acids)
Biological process (GO): potassium ion transport; transmembrane transport
Cellular component (GO): membrane
Molecular function (GO): voltage-gated potassium channel activity
Source: RefSeq, a predicted model, not a curated record